Messenger RNA from Vicia villosa (hairy vetch), 1300 nucleotides. RefSeq names its product probable plastid-lipid-associated protein 10, chloroplastic. The record is from RefSeq and is a predicted model, not a curated record. The coding region runs from base 156 to 1010 and encodes 284 amino acids. The transcript is spliced from 9 exons. NCBI's taxonomy places the organism in Eukaryota, Viridiplantae, Streptophyta, Magnoliopsida, Fabales, Fabaceae.
CACUCGGCCAUCCUGACUUGUCUUAAACGUGUUUCAAUAAUUCGUAUUAAUACAAUAUAGAAUUGAGUUAAGCUAAAAUGAUGUGUAUUGGGUAAGGGAGCUAUACGAGAGAGAAGAAGAAGCUUGGUCAGAAGUUGAGCAAAGGGGAAAAGAUUAUGGGAAUGGAGUUGUUGGCUUUGAAUUCAUCACCACUAUGCAAUGUUACUACAACUACAACUAGGAGGAGGAGAAUUCAUCACACACCCUACAAUUUCAAUUCUAUCAAUUUCAAUGUUAAUAAGAAUCUCUCUAUUUCCAUGGCUAUGAUGAUGACAUCUGCUUCCAAGGUGUAUGAUUCAGUUUUAGAGAACAAAAAGCAUCAACUUUUAUCCUCUCUUCAAGACACACAAAGAGGACUCUUAACUACUCCUAAUCAACGCUCUUCUAUAGAACAAGCACUAGUGAAUGUAGAAGGAAGCAACAUGGGUGAACCAAUUGAUUUCAAUAAACUCGACGGAACCUGGCGCCUCCAAUAUACUUCUGCUCCUGAUGUUCUCAUUCUAUUCCAAGCUGCUGCUACACUUCCUUUCUUUCAAGUCGGACAGAUAUUUCAGAAAUUCGAAUGCCGUGAUAACUCUACUGGAGGUGUUAUUCGCAAUGUCGUCCGCUGGAGUAUUCCAAAUCUGUUAGAGGAACAAGAAGGUGCUACAUUGCUUGUAUCUGCCAAAUUCACUCUCGUGUCCGCACGCAAUAUUUACCUACAAUUUCAAGAGAUCACACUUCAAGAUAUAAAUAUUAGUGAACAGCUCCAGGCUCUAAUAUCUCCAGCAAUACUGCCACGGUCUUUUAUAAGCUUACAGAUCUUGCAAUAUCUCCGUACUUUCAAAGCUCAAAUUCCCGUGAGGGAUCCAGGAAGGGAAUCGGUAGGAGGACUAUAUUACCUGAGCUAUUUGGACGAUAAUAUGCUUUUGGGCCGUGCUGUUGGUGGAGGUGGAGUGUUUGUGUUUACAAGAGCCCAAUCACUUUACUGAUGAGCAUUGAUCAGUAGUUCAACUGCUUGACAGCAAUAUAACAGUAACACUCCAUGAGCCGUCGCUAUGGAAUUCUCCAUAUGGAGUGGAAGAAAUAGAUUGGAGACCUAUAGCCUACAAGGGAUUCUCCUCAAUGUAAUCUAUGUAAUAUCAUUUGAUCUUUGUUACAUUUUAGGGGAAGGGGAGGGUGUAUUGUAUAUUUGUUCUGUAUCUAUUUGUUUCAUUUUCAUUGUUGUAUAUUGAUAUUGAUAUAGUUUAUGUUCAAUGUAACUUUUGAUAUCAGAUUUCUA